Messenger RNA from Aspergillus caelatus, 1576 nucleotides. RefSeq lists its product as uncharacterized. NCBI's taxonomy places the organism in Eukaryota, Fungi, Ascomycota, Eurotiomycetes, Eurotiales, Aspergillaceae. Gene Ontology annotation, biological process: negative regulation of DNA-templated transcription. Bases 293 to 1168 code for a protein of 291 amino acids. The record is from RefSeq and is a predicted model, not a curated record. Gene Ontology annotation, molecular function: DNA-binding transcription factor activity. The transcript has 3 exons.
GGGAGAUCCACUCCUAUAUCAACUGAUGGUGAAGAUAUCUGGAGUGCAUCCCACCUGCAGAGGGCCCCUCACGUGAUGCACUAACCACAAGGGGAACGUGCACUAUCUUAUCCCAACUUCUUCUUUGGGUCUUAUCUUUGCCAUCGCCAUCUGCAAAUAGUUUGAACAUCCAACGUUGGUCUCCUUCAAUAGCUAGCGCAUUCUCUCAUUUUCUUUCGCCUGUCCUGGCAAUUCAUUAUUUUGUUUAUUUGUUUCUUAUUUGUUCCUCUUUCAAAAGUUUUAUUAUUUCACAAUGUCGGACGUGGCAGCUCUAGAGGCCGAGGUCAAGGAAUUCAAGUUACAGCUUGAAACCGUCCAAUCGAGUUUGCAGGUAGAUCCAGAUAACACGGAACUUCAGAGUCUCAAAACUGAGCUGGAAGAACUUAUUAACCUCACCGAAACCUCCAUCGCCGAGCUCAAACCUCCCGCACCGUCCACGUCGAAAUCAUCGCUUCCGGUAAAAGAACAAAGACCCCGGGAUAACUACCCUACGUCUCAGACGGGCUAUCGAAAGCCAACAGUUGAGCAGACGGAAGAGUCCGCCCCACCGGCAUCUUUCUCCGUCAAUGAACAUGUCCUUGCCCGUUGGACUUCGGGCGACAACUCCUUCUACCCUGCCCGCAUUACCUCCAUCACCGGUUCCUCCAGCAACCCUGUUUACCUGGUCUCCUUCAAGUCCUACGGCACGGUGGAAUCAUUAACUGCAAAAGACCUCAGGCCUAUCUCUGGCAAUGAUUCGCGUAAACGCAAGGCUGAUGGAAGCUCAGGCAAUUCCGCAUCCCAAUCCCCAGCACCUCAGCUGCCAAACUCGAGCGUGAUCUCUGCAGCUGCAGAUAUCAACCCCGCAUUGGCGAAUCAGGCGCGGAAUGAGCCAAGCAAGGUAGGCGAUGGCUCCGCGCGUCCCGCAAAGGCGCCUCGGAAGGUCAAAGCCAACCGGGAACUUGAGGCGGGUAAGAUGAAGUGGAAGGAUUUUGCCAGCAAGGGAAAGUUGGGACGGAAAGAGAGCAUGUUCCGAACUGGAGACAGUGUCAACGCCCGAGUGGGUUUCACUGGGUCUGGCCAAAAGAUGCGCAAAGAUCCCACCAGGACGCGACACGUGUAUCAACAAGCCGAGGACGAAGGCUACUGAUGACGUAGCUUUGGAGUUUUUGCAGGGGUUUUCCAUGAUAUGAUGGGCUUGGUUUUUUUUUUCUCCUUAUUGUUCAUAUGCUGUUUUUGCUCAAGCUAUCUAUUGUUCCCAUUACUAACAGGCUGUUGGUGGCAGAUAAGUCAUCUCAUGAUUGUCGAGGCAAGGAGUAGUCGUACAUAGAACGCGGCUUCAAGGUUUUGGUGAUUCUUUACCCCAUGAGUCUCUGGCGUCCCUCCUGCACGCGAUCAUUUCUAAUCCGCCAUCCUGUUAGGUAUUAUGACGAUACGUCUAUCGGAAAAUAGGUUUUGAUUGCCCAACGUGCUGCUUUUCCCGUAGUAGUGAUCCGAUAGGGCGACCCAAAUUCUGGAGAAUUAAAGAACUAGACUCUUGCGUAAAUGUCACUAUAAA